Messenger RNA from Fomitopsis serialis, 1703 nucleotides. RefSeq names its product cyclin-domain-containing protein. The record is from RefSeq and is a predicted model, not a curated record. Gene Ontology annotation, cellular component: cyclin-dependent protein kinase holoenzyme complex; nucleus. The transcript has 3 exons. Gene Ontology annotation, biological process: regulation of cyclin-dependent protein serine/threonine kinase activity. NCBI's taxonomy places the organism in Eukaryota, Fungi, Basidiomycota, Agaricomycetes, Polyporales, Fomitopsidaceae. The coding region runs from base 99 to 1511 and encodes 470 amino acids. Gene Ontology annotation, molecular function: protein kinase binding; cyclin-dependent protein serine/threonine kinase regulator activity.
CUUGUUUUUCGUCCUGCGACAUAUCUUGCCACCGUUUCCUCCUCUGCCUGCCCGCAUAGACCGCCUUGUACUCUCCUCGACACUCCAGACGACGGACGAUGCUCGCUUUUGCGCCUCCCAUGCAGCAUUCGGCCCAUGCAUCCACCGUGACGGCGGUAGAUCUGCCGCACCGACCCCAGUCAUCCACGGCGGGCACCUCUUCACGUCCUCCGAUACGCCCAUCACAGCGGAAGCUGCACUCGUCCAUCAUCAUUUCCCACCAACCCGCGUCCUCGUCGUCUCAUAUUGCCGUGACUGCAGGCUCUGCCAGCAGGUCGGCGCCCCUCGAGGCUCAAGCAACCCAUCGCCCGACGCCACAGCGCACCCCUCCAUCCCACCCCAUCCCUGCCGUCGUGCGGCAGCGCCAGGAGGACGAUGACCCGCAUACACCGCCGGCCUCCGACUCGGAGGAUAAUGAGCCUGGGCAGCCGGACGUCUCGGGCGCCGAUGUUCAUAAGUACGAGCCUGAGACGCUCCUGCGAAUGCUGGCAACUGCCUUGCAACGCAUAGCCGAGUUGAAUGCUAGUAUACCUGCAGAAUCAUACAUGCCGCAGCAUGGUCACUCGCACUCGCUAGACCAUAACAAGGAUCACCAUCCUCCUAUAUGGCGGACACUCACCAGCGCGUCUCGUCACUCCCUCUCUACGACUUCCUCCCUUGCAUUUCACGCACGAAACGUGCCUACUAUUGCCCUCGAGGGGUAUCUGAACCGGAUACACAAGUAUUGCCCAGCUAGCAAUGAGGUCUUCUUGGCGAAGGAGGCAUGCGGGAAGACAUUUCCAAUCGACAUGUACAACAUCCACCGCCUUAUAAUUGCGGGUGUCACGGUAGCCAGCAAGUUCUUCAGUGAUGUGUUUUACACAAAUUCACGUUACGCCAAGGUCGGUGGUCUGCCUCUGGCUGAGCUCAACCAGCUGGAGUUGCAGUUCCUUCUUCUCAACAACUUCAGCCUCCCGAUCUCGUGCGAGGAGAUGGAGUACUACACUACCAUGGUUGACCUACAGUCGAAGAUACCCGAAGGCGUGGACCUCACCCCCUAUCUUCCAUCAUCCUCCUCCGAUGUACGGCAACCUGUGAGCCCCAUGGAGUUCUUCACCGCCGUCGACGCAUACUAUGGGCAACAUCAUUCCAUUCGCCCCUCCAUUCCUCCCCGCAACUUCGACGAUGACGAGUUCAGCCCAUACCAUUUAUCCUCACGGCGGUCUCUGCUCUCGAUGUCUGACGCGGCGAGCGAAGCGGGCACGGAGACGGACCUAGAUGGUUCGACCGACGACGAGCCGACCAUCCGACCGCCACACUCCUCGUCCUCCUCGGAGACGAUGAGUCUGCAUAGCGCCGCGAGCGGCGACGCCGACUCCAUCUUUACCCAAGACAGCGACAUGAGUCGGGAGGAGAACGGCGAUGUCAGCAUGCAGCGGCAGCCGGAGGGGACGCCUGGCAGGGAAUACAUGAUUGUGAGGACUCCGAGUUAAUGAAUGGGACUUUCUGGGUAGACGGUAGAAGCGGCAGCAUAGACUCAAGGGCAUCCCGUUUCAGGACUUGUAUUACUACUGCAUCGUUUGCUUGCACUGAUGCCGAUAUCACACAUAUUUAUAUGCAACCGUACAAUACAGUAUGCCAUGUUUACUUUUCCUAUCGUGAUGCAAAGUGUAUGCCAAUGCAAU